Molecule: messenger RNA, 1395 nt
Organism: Menidia menidia (Atlantic silverside)
Lineage: Eukaryota; Metazoa; Chordata; Actinopteri; Atheriniformes; Atherinopsidae
Source: the annotation of a GenBank genome assembly
AAACUUUUAGGAAAGGAUUUUUUGCGCGACGCGUUCCCGAACAGUGUGCCUCACAAGAGAGAAGAAUUUUAUUACUAAUUGAUUCAAUAUUAGUGUUAUUCCGGUUUAAUUUGUGCUCAUUUCUGUUUCUUCAGUUAACGGGUUAAAAUGCCCCGGUCAUUUUUGGUAAAAAACAAAAGGUGUACGUCCUAUAAUGUCCAUCGGUCGUAUGAAGAAGAGCCGAUCGUCUCCAUCUGUGCUGCUCAGGCUCAGGCGGACAGGCCUCCGUCAGAGGAGCUGGGCUCCCCUGUAGACCCCUGCUCCCUGAAAGAAGAGGCAGAGCUUCACUGUCCCUUACCUGUCCACCCAGAGCCAACUGCAUCUCCUGUGGCUCCCACACAGCCAUACUACCUAACUGAACCUCACGUGGCUGAGUUCCCACCUUAUUACAAGCCAACAUUUGGCUGGGAGUCGGUGUCCUCCGCCUAUGAGCUCCGUCAGUUGAGCUUCAGCCCCACAGUGCUGCAGCAUGCCAGCAGUCUGUACGGCUCGCACAUCAGCCGCAGCCCACAGCCGCAACAGCCUCUGGACUGCAGUACACACUACUCCCCCUCCUCUAACACCUACCACUGCAUCACCUGUGACAAGGUGUUUUCGACUCCUCAUGGAUUGGAGGUUCACGUCAGGAGAUCUCACAGUGGCAUGAGACCUUUCGGCUGCAGCAUCUGCAGAAAAACCUUUGGUCACGCAGUCAGCUUAGAGCAGCACAUGAAUGUCCACUCUCAGGAAAAAAGUUUUGAAUGCAAGAUGUGUGGGAAAUCCUUUAAGCGCUCCUCCACGCUCUCCACACACCUACUCAUCCACUCCGACACAAGGCCCUACCCCUGCCAAUUCUGCGGGAAGAGGUUCCACCAGAAGUCUGACAUGAAGAAGCACACGUACAUUCACACAGGUGAAAAGCCCCACAAAUGCCAAGUGUGCGGGAAAGCAUUCAGCCAAAGUUCCAACCUGAUCACCCAUAGCAGGAAGCACACAGGCUUCAAGCCAUUUGGGUGCGACAUUUGCUCAAAGGGCUUCCAACGAAAGGUGGAUCUUCGCAGGCACCAUGAGAGCCAGCACGGCAUGAAAUGACUCGGCGACGAGAGCAAAGCCCCUUGUACAUAUCAGACAUCUAUUAAAACAAUAAUGUGAACUUGAUAUAUAUUAUAAAUACCUGUUGUAUUUUAUUCUUGUCACAGAUACAGGAUGGCUGUAAAGAAGCUGUGAGUAUUUCAGGGAGUUUAACUUGAGAAAAUGUGUAAUUUAUUGGAAUACUUUUUUUUUCUUUAGAUUUAAGGAUGAAGGGUUGAUGUUAUGAUUCUAUGUUAAUUCAAAGAGUGAAUAGUUUUGUUCUGUAUAUUUAAGAUAUGCUUUUUU